UUCUGUUAUUUGAACUAUCAUUCAACAUGAACUCAUUGAUUGCCUUUGCCUUCGUCGCCUUCGCAGCCUCUGCCUCUGCUUCAAUCCACGGUCUUGGACUUGGUCAUGCUGCCAUCGUGAACCCCCAUGCUCUUAGUCCCGUUGGCCCAUCAGGAAUUGUUACUGGUGCCGGAGCUGCUGGUCCAUCUGGAGUUGUAACCGGAGCCGGAGCCGCUGGACCUUCUGGAGUUGUAAACGGACAUGGAGCAGUAGGACCAACCGGACCUAACGGACAUGGAGUAGCUUGGGCAGCUCCUUUAGCUGUCGGGUACGCUGGAUUAGCAGGACCCGCUGGAUGGGCAGGACACGGUGCAUGGGGUGCUGCUCCAUUAGCUUUGGGACACGCCGGUUGGGGUCUAGGAUAUGGCGGAUGGGGACAUGGAUAUGGAGCUGGUCAUUGGGGUCAUGGUUGGUAAAUUUAGGAACAGAAAUAUAAAAUAUAUUGUUAUUUAUAAAUUAAAUUCAAAUGUGAGC
Messenger RNA from Diorhabda sublineata, 513 nucleotides. RefSeq lists its product as uncharacterized. Lineage: Eukaryota; Metazoa; Arthropoda; Insecta; Coleoptera; Chrysomelidae. The transcript is spliced from 2 exons. Bases 27 to 455 code for a protein of 142 amino acids. The record is from RefSeq and is a predicted model, not a curated record.